GCCCCGGGCGCGCUCAGGUGUAGGGCCGAGCGGCUAGCGCAGCGGCGGCGGCUGGUGGACGGUGUCAGAUGUCAGGUGUCGGGUGUCCGAAGCCGCCGGCUGGGAUCAAUGGAUGGCACCUUGGACAGGAUAUUUGGUGCCAGGUCCCAGAAGCCAGUUUGCUGAAUUAUUGUCUCAGUCAGUCAGGAUCACUGGGCUGUGAGUCUCUUUGAAGGUCUGUGGUCACUCCCAGGUGCCAGCUCAGGUGGAGGCACACCUGGAAGCCACUUUCAAGUACUUUUGCCACAGGUGUAAAAGACUCCCGAACUGCAAAGAUGCUGAAACAGAUACUCUCAGAGAUGUACAUAGAUCCUGAUCUACUGGCAGAGCUCAACGAAGAACAGAAACAGAUCUUGUUCUUCAAGAUGAGGGAAGAGCAGAUCCGACGAUGGAAAGAAAGAGAAGCAGCAAUGGAAAAGAAGGAGUCCUUGCCAGUGAAACCCAGACCUAAGAAAGAGAAUGGCAAAUCUGUUCAUUGGAAACUGGGAGCCGAUAAGGAAGUCUGGGUCUGGGUGAUGGGUGAACACCAUCUGGAUAAACCCUACGAUGUGCUCUGCAAUGAAAUUAUUGCCGAGAGGGCCCAGCUGAAAACAGAGCAGGAAGCAGAAGAGCUCAGAAAAACUCAAGCCAAAGAACUCACCAAUUGCUUGGAAACAAAAUCACAGCACUGUGAUCUACAAGCACCAAAUAACUGGGAGACUGAGCACAGCUCGAAGAAAGUGACCGAGGAGAAGGAACUGGGGCAGGGAUCUAGACCAGCACCAACCCCUGAAGAUGAGAAAAUCCAGUCACCCUCCAGUUCUCCAAGAAGUAUUCAACAAAUGUUGGCAGAUUCUAUCAGUCGUAUGAAGGCAUGUGGAUUUCAUCAGAAGAAAGAAUCCAUGAAGAAAAAGGAAGAUGAAGAAAUAAAACAAAUUGAUGAAGAGAAAGCCAAGCAGAUUUAUAAGAACUGGAAAGAAGACUCGGAGUGGCAGGCAUCUCUGCGAAAAUCCAAAGCAGCAGAUGAGAGGAGACGCUCCUUGGCUAAACAAGCUCGGGAAGAUUACAAGAGGUUAUCCCUAUCGGCCCAAAAAGGAAGAAACAACGAGGGACUGCAGAGUCCGCCGAAUGCUGCGCAGAAACCAAAAAGACCCCCUCUAUUGCCCAAGCCUCAAUUCUUAAGCCCAGCGAGAUACCCUAGACAACCUCUUAGAAACCAGGGGAAGACAAGGACAGCCUCCAGCUUUGCCCAGGAGGACAUCAUCCGAUGGUUUAAAGAGGACCAGCUACCCCUGCGAGCCGGCUACCAGAAAACCUCAGACACCAUUGCUCCCUGGUUCCAUGGAAUUCUCACACUAAAGAGAGCAAAUGAACUUCUGAGCACAGGCGUGCCAGGCAGUUUUCUGAUCCGAGUCAGUGAAAGGAUCAGAGGCUACAUCCUGUCCUAUGCGUCCAAGGACGGCUGUAAACAUUUCAUCAUAGAUGCCUCUGCGGACUCUUACAGCUUCUUGGGUGUGGACCAGCUGCAGCAUGCCACCCUGGCGGAUUUGGUGGACUAUCACAAGGUGGAACCCAUAACUUCCCUGGGGAAAGAGCUCCUUCUUUACCCCUGUGGGCAGCAGGACCAGCCACCCGACUACCUGGAGCUCUUUGAGUGACAGACUCCAUCUCUGUCAUCCUGUACCUUCCAGCUGGGCUUUCCUGGACAAACUCCCCUGAAAGGGACAUUUCUGUGUGAAGCCAGAGUCACCCUGCAGCAGACCUGGAGCCAGCACUGAUCAACUGAAAGUAUCCUUGGAGUCCUUACUGAGAGCUCUCUUCUGCACGAACUGGGGAGUUUAAUGUUAAGUGAAAAUUACUUCUGCAUCACGUGUACUCCAAAAGCAGAGGGAGAAGAUUCCCAAUUUCAGCAGCUAGCUAACAUGAAGGAUGCAACUGUAAUGAUGUAUAUAAGAUAAAAUGAACAAAGAGAGAAAAUUGAAGCCUUUUUAGGAAUGAGGAACCCUGGUGGCGUAGUGGUUAAGUACUACCGCUACUAACCAAAAGGCCGACAGUUUGAAUCCACCAGGCGCUCCUUGGAAACUCUAUGGGGCAAUUCUCUUCUGUCCUGUAGGGUCACUAUGAGUCAGAAUUGACUCGACGGCAAUGGGUUUUUUUUUUUUUUUU
Molecule: messenger RNA, 2184 nt
Organism: Loxodonta africana (African savanna elephant)
Lineage: Eukaryota; Metazoa; Chordata; Mammalia; Proboscidea; Elephantidae
Gene: SH2D4A
Product: SH2 domain containing 4A
Exons: 10
Coding region: 315-1676 (453 amino acids)
Cellular component (GO): cytoplasm
Molecular function (GO): phosphatase binding
Source: RefSeq, a predicted model, not a curated record